This is a messenger RNA of Vespula pensylvanica (western yellowjacket), 1192 nucleotides long. RefSeq names its product L-lactate dehydrogenase A-like 6A. Gene Ontology annotation, biological process: carboxylic acid metabolic process. Gene Ontology annotation, molecular function: oxidoreductase activity, acting on the CH-OH group of donors, NAD or NADP as acceptor. The transcript is spliced from 6 exons. The record is from RefSeq and is a predicted model, not a curated record. NCBI's taxonomy places the organism in Eukaryota, Metazoa, Arthropoda, Insecta, Hymenoptera, Vespidae. Bases 149 to 1192 code for a protein of 347 amino acids.
CACCAGAUACAUAGAUUUAAAUUGAUAAUAAUAUCAAAAAUUUUAAGUGUCUAGUCAUGAUUUCUCGAUUUCGUUUAGCUUUCACUAAGGUGUCACAAUAUCGAUAAAAUAACUAUCGAAGGAAAGAGGUAUAUAAUUCUCAACCAAAAUGAACGAAGGAAGACGAAGAAUCGAAGACAAUGGAAACACAGCAUCGUUCUUGUUAUCAAAACAUGCGGAUUAUAUUCCGGACGACCAUCGAGUCAAGGUUGUUAUCGUUGGUAGCGGUCCCAUUGGAGUUGCUACUGCUAUUGCCAUACUAUUUAAGCGUCUUGCCUCAGAACUGGUCUUCAUAGAUACAAAUGACGAUCUUGCCAAAGCGGAAGCAGAAGAUAUUGGACAGGGUGCUGCUUUUCUAGGCAAUCCGAAGAUCUUCGGAAGUAAAGAUUAUGCCUCGGCGAGAAACGCCGCGGUAUGCGUGAUCACAUUGGGCGAUAAAUCGCAAGCGAAUCAAGAUCCCGCAGAACUACUCGAGAGCAAUUUAAGUACCUUCAAAGUGGUAGUACCUAACGUAAGCAAAUACGCGCCUAACAGUGUCUUGGUGAUCGUCACCAAUCCAGUCGACAUAUUGUCCAACGUAGCUAUGAAACUUUCUGGUUUCCCUCCGAAUCGUGUCAUUGGAUUGGGAACGUUCUUGGACAGCUGUAGAUUUCAAUAUUUCAUAGCUAACAAAUUGGGAGUAGCUGCUAGUUCGAUUCAAGCUUCGAUCAUAGGAGAAAAUGGAUCGUCAUCUGUACCGAUUUGGUCCGCUGUUGGAGUAAUGGGCAUGAAACUGAAGGAUAUCAACAAAGAGAUUGGUACCAAGACUGAUCCUGAAGCUUGGAACGAAUUGCAUAUUAAAGUUAUUGACGCUGAUAGCGACAUCAUCUCUGGGAAAGGUUAUUGUAACUGGGCAGUUGGAAUCUGCGUUAGUGAGAUCGUUGAUGCUAUUGUGAGGAACACGUGUAUCUGUAUUACAGUGUCGACCUAUCUUAAGGGUUGUCGUCAUGGCUUAGACAAGGAUGUUUAUAUGUCCUUACCUUGUAUAAUCGGUCGUAAUGGUGUACAAUCUCUCGUUAGAUUCCUCUAUACAAAAGAAGAACAGGAAUUGAUGGAAAAUUCGUGUCGUAAGAUCUAUGAGAUGCAGAAAUCAACUAUGGAAAAUCUUUUUUAA